UUGAGUCCUCUUUAUCGUCAGCUGGAGUUUUGUGCUAAAAUAGAGCUGCCGCACUCGUGCAAAUAAGUCAUUAUUACAAAAAUAGAGUUGUGAUAUAAUAUUAUUUGUCAGGCUGUCGUAUGGUCAUACCUCUGGACGGAAUGCUGUGAAAUUGUACGUUCAGUUUGCGUAGCAAAGUAAACAUUUUCGAUCAACGAAGGAAGGUAAACUUGGCUGGACAUCGGAAACACCACUCACUCAGCAGACAGUUUUGGGUUGUAAAAUGGCUGAAGGACAGAAAGACGUCAAUGACAAAGUGUGUCUCAUCACUGGUGCCAACAGAGGCAUUGGACUGAUCGCCGCUCAUAAAUAUGCAGCAGCUCGGUAUGAGGUCAUCAUGGCCUGCAGAGAUGAGGUCAAAGGUCAGGAGGCUGUCGGAGAAGUUCAGAAGGCCAAUCCAACGGCCAAAGUCAGUUUUCUGAAGCUUGAUCUCGGCUCUUUGAAAUCAGUGCGGGAGUUUGUGGAUAAUUUCCAUGAAUUGAAAAAGCCUCUCCAUGUUCUGUGUAAUAAUGCUGGGAUGACAUCAGGUUUCUCGAACGGCAAAGGGCCGUUUAAGACCGAGGAUGGUUUUGAGGUCACAUUCGGAAUCAAUCAUUUGGGUCAUUUCUUGAUGACCUUGCUCCUGAUGGAUGACCUCAAGAAGACGGCAUCAGAGUGUGGUGAGGUGCGAGUUGUCGUGACAACUUCUUCAUUACACGAUCCUGAAGCUAAAGGCAUGGGAGGCCCUGGCGCACACAUGAAUUUUGAGAACUUACAGCUACUGGAGGGGAAGUUUGACGGUCAGCUAGCUUACAAGAACUCCAAGCUGGCUAACUUACUCUUCGCUAAGGAGCUAGCGAGGAGACUGGAAGGGACAGGGGUAACGGUCAACUCAAUCUGUCCAGGAUUUAUUCCCACAACUGGGCUCGGCCGAAAUGAAGGAGCAGUUUCUCGGUUUAUGAUCGGAACCUUUCUGGUUCCUCUGUUGAGGUGGAAAGGAGUAACGAGGACGGAGGACCAAGGAGGGGAGGCAAUCUACCAAGCCGGUACCGACCCAAACUUGAAAGGAAAAACCAGCGGGUACUUCCGAGACUUGAAAGAGGCCGAAAGCUCUACGGAAUCCAACGAUGAAGAAGUGGCCAAGAAAUUAUGGCAGGUCAGUUUAGAGUUGGUGCAGCAUCAGGAGACCAAGUAGUUUGAGAGUUACAACAGAAACAAAAUGAUGUCAACCCAGGUAUUUUUUUGUAAAUACAUUUAGACUUUUGUUGUUUAUACAUUUAAAGGCACUGGAUACCUUUGGUAGUUGCAAAGACCAUUGUUCUCACUGGUUGGGAGGGAGCCGUUUCUCACAGUGUUUUAUACUAUCAUGUAAGUAACUGCCACCAGU
Asterias rubens (European starfish) is the source of this 1405-nucleotide messenger RNA. Its product is annotated as retinol dehydrogenase 14-like. The record is from RefSeq and is a predicted model, not a curated record. The transcript is spliced from 8 exons. Lineage: Eukaryota; Metazoa; Echinodermata; Asteroidea; Forcipulatida; Asteriidae. The coding region runs from base 263 to 1213 and encodes 316 amino acids.